This is a messenger RNA of Pristis pectinata (smalltooth sawfish), 391 nucleotides long. Its product is annotated as colipase-like. The coding region runs from base 7 to 339 and encodes 110 amino acids. Lineage: Eukaryota; Metazoa; Chordata; Chondrichthyes; Rhinopristiformes; Pristidae. Gene Ontology annotation, molecular function: enzyme activator activity. The record is from RefSeq and is a predicted model, not a curated record. Gene Ontology annotation, cellular component: extracellular region. The transcript has 3 exons. Gene Ontology annotation, biological process: digestion; lipid catabolic process.
UGCAAAAUGAAGUUAACGUUGCUUUAUCUAGCAUGCUGCAUUGCGGUGGGAAUUGCAGCUCGCGAGAAAGGCUUGUUUCUGAACCUGCGCAAUGGAGACCUUUGCAUUGGAAGCUUUCAGUGCAAGAGUGGCUGCUGUCAAAGAGAGACUGGAUUGAGUCUUGCAAGGUGUGCCAGUAAAGGUGCUGAAGGAAAUGCAUGCUCCACUCAUCUCCUGUAUAAUGUUUAUUACAAAUGUCCUUGUGAAGAUGGUCUGAAAUGUGACGGUGAAAAGUCCAUCAUUGGUUCGAUAACAAACACUAACUUUGGUGUUUGCAAGGACCCGAGCAGCAUUGCUUAAGUUCUCAAGCCAGCCAAAAGGCAAUGAAGUUCAUCUUUACUCCAUCAAUAUA